AAAGAAAGUAUGUAAACUAUAAUGACAACAUGAUGAUGUCUGUGUAGUACAGUUAGAGUGAUCUAAAAAUUUAAAAAUUUAUGUGUGACUGAAUAUAACAACUACCCCUUCAAGCUCUUUUUAAAAGUUGGUUUACGCCCCAAAGCUAGAGCAGGAUUCAGUAUGGCGUUACGGAAACGGCGGGCAGUACUAUGAGGGACGCUUAAGCGUUUCAACACAAUUUCAAGAGAUGAGCAGAAAGUUGUACUAGAUAGUCAAUCUAACCUCAGGAAGAAAUGGGCCACUAUCAAGCCAAUAGAUGAAUCAUUCUGGCUAUCAAUUUAGAGGUAAUCUACGGACAUACGUUUCUUGCAUCCAGGAUAGUGUAAAUUUUGGGUUACCACGUGGUAAGAUAUUGCCUUAAUUUUUGGCAUCUCAGUUCGAGUGAGAUCAUUGUUUAGCAUUGAUACAAGUACAUCCCUAACGAAUUGGUAUCACCUAAGCAUAAUGACCUUGCUACACAAACUCUAGCAAUUACAUUUCUUAACUCGAGGUGCAGGAUGAUCAAAUGAAGGUUUCUCACUUUCGAAUGAUGACGUAAACAAGAUAACUCAAAUUGGGCUAGUUAAAAUAUUUGAUAACAAAGAAGUACUAGAAGAUGUAUAUCAAAGCAAGAAGUUUUAUUUAUGUUUUUGUUAUUUUUGAAUUUCUCAUCCUAGCUAGGUAAUUUGAAUAUACCAGGUUACCUAUCACCUUGCACGCACAUCAGAACCUGGUCAAAUGGUCUUUACACUCAAGGGCAUAUUCUACCAACAUAUAGAUUGGUCCCCAAAAUAUUUCUAUGAUCCUAAUAAAAAAGUGCAAAUUCGCUGGUACUUAAAGUGCCAGCGUGAAUUCACAUGGACAGAAUCCAUACUGCUUUUGGCUUACACUUCCAAUCACCUUAUGGAACUUUCUUAACUUCGAUGUUCUUGAACAGCGCCCCAACCACUUAAAUCUCAGCUUCAUAGUACCUACAGGCAAGCUGUACAAGAAGCCAUAUGCCGAGUAUGAUUGUUUGCUGAAUAUUCCUGAAUGAAAGCAAUCUGAAUCAAAAUCAAGCAAAUAAUUUCUUCUAUUUAUUUUAUGUCAUUCAUCGAAAUAUGCUUUCCAAAAAUGAGUGUGCCAGUAAUUGCAACCGAGUCAGGGUGAAAAGGGUACUCAAUGUAAGCACUAACCACUUUUUUAAGGAAGGCGUCCGCGUAAUAAGGAAGGCGUCCGCGUAAUAAGGGAGGCGUCCGCGUAAUUGUUAGUCACCGAAAGGGCCGUGCUUGCGUAAAAACAGAGAUUUUUCAAGCUGUACCGCUGGUAAUAAUAAAGUAAGAGUCAACUGUGUUGUGCUUCUACACCUGUAUGAUUCUUUAAUAUCACAUUUCCGUCAAAGUCUCAGAAUUUAGUAAAUUUUACCUAAUUUUUUCAAGCGUUUACUAACGUCAAAUUGUCUACAUCCUCUUUACGGUUACAUUGAAUAUCCUGUUCAACCCUGACUCGGUUGCGAUUACUAGGUUAAUUUAUUCGAAUAACUUUUACUAUAUUUGUUUGCAA
Wallemia mellicola CBS 633.66 is the source of this 1563-nucleotide messenger RNA. RefSeq lists its product as hypothetical. The record is from RefSeq and is a predicted model, not a curated record. The transcript has a single exon. The coding region runs from base 760 to 939 and encodes 59 amino acids. Lineage: Eukaryota; Fungi; Basidiomycota; Wallemiomycetes; Wallemiales; Wallemiaceae.